UUCGCCGGUCGACGUCGGAGCUUCACUGCUGUCAGAAUGGUUCGAGCAAGCUGCGUCCUGGCAAGCUGCGCGCUGGUGGGUCUCCUCCUGGCGGUGCCGGCGGCGUCUUACCCCAGGUAUCAAAACAACUACUACCGCAACGAUGGCCCCUACGACCCUGAAGAGAUCAUGGACAUGCUGAACCGCCUUGGAAACCUCAUCCAGAUGGAACGCAAAAUGGAGAACUUUAAAGACGACAUUACUAGUUAUAAAGAUGACAUUACUAGCGAGAAACGCGCCAUAGACCUGGGUCUCAGCCGCGGCUACUCCGGCGCCAUGCAGGCCAAGCACCUGCUCGGCCUCGCAGCGGCCAACUACGAGGGCGGCCCCGGCCGGAGGCGGCGAGACGCGCACUAGACGGAGGCCUAGAGGCCCGCUGCGGAAGACCUCAUGUGACGCGCUGCUAUUGUUUGCCUGGUUCAAAUUUUUUUUAGUACCUCUGAGACCAUAGCCAAUGUGACAAUUAAGAAGUAUAAUUUACGAUUUAAAUCAUGUAUUUUUAGUACAACGGCGCGCGGCUAUCGUGGCCGCUGCUCACGCACUGUUAGUGCUUGGAAAUGGAGACCUAGGGUCUACGAAAUAUGUCACGCAAAUGACUAAAAGUACGUGUGUUGAAGCGUAAAGGAUUAUUACUAGUCUAUUGAAUUUCGUAAACUUUGUUGUUUAUUUUAUAAUGUUACUUUUGAUCUAGUCAAAUUGUUUUUAAUGUACGUUUGCCUGUUUGUAAUACCUAUUUACUUUUUCUUUAUCUAAGAUUCCGAAAUAUUUUUUAUACAUUAAAUUACAGCUCUAUUUUAUUUUAAGUAUAAUAAUUAUAAUCUUGUAAUAUGAACAUAAUUUUUUACUCUACUCUAAUGGUGUUUUGGGUGUCAUAACAACAGUACCAAAUGUCAUGUUACCACUUUUUAUGACAUCGAUAACUAACAUAUUAAUAACUAUUUUCGCAAGGAUGUCACAUGGGGUCUUAAAACUAUAUCCGAUCGAAAUUCCUAUCUAUAUAACAGUAUAUAUCCUAGGCCUCCCCAUAACUUUUCACUGUAAAAUGGCUGGUAAAACAUUGAAAAUCAUCUUUGUAGAUAUCACUAUUAUCUUUAGUAUCGUUGAUAUCCUAUAAAAUAUUAUUAUUGAUACGAAAAUAUGACGCAAUAAAUGCACAAAGCUUUGUAUGUUAGAUUACCAAACGUGCAUAAUAACUUUAUUGGUCUUUAAAAAUUUAAAACUUACCUACUUGGUUGGCGCGAUGACCUAAAAUGAGUCUUGGCCUCCAACACAAGAGCACGCCACUUUGCUCGGUCCAGAGCGGUGUCCCGCCAGUAUUUUAAAAAUGUAAUACCUUUUCAAUUGUUUUUGUUUUUGAAUUACUUAAGUAACCCUUUUGUUUUAAAUCUCCUUUUGUUAUUGAUAAAUUUAGAACCCGAUGGCGUAGAUUGUAAUUAAGUACCUAUAAAAUACCUUUCAUUGUGUAUAUACAUGAAGGAAACCAAGAAAUGUUGUUUUAAUUGCUGUGAAUAAAGGGUAUUGAGAAAUAUAAAAUAUGAUAUCAAUUGUUUAAUAAUAACUGUGCAUCGCCCUUCGAAUGAUUCAAGAUAUUGCGAAGUUAAUAUAGUCAGACCAACGCAACGACUUUGAAAUGAAAAAAUGUGGAAAUGCUAUAAACUUCAUAUUUUCACAGAAAAUUGAACUAAUGACAGUUCCACUUUUGGUCAGUCAUUGGUCCCGCUCUAAAUGUAUGCUAGAGCAACAUUAUGUUAAAAUAAAAUCAGUAUCAUAUUUUAUGUUAAUAAAUACGGUUCGAAGUAUCGAUGGUUUAAUUUAUAAGAAAUAUGAUUUGGUGAAGAAAAAAACAGUAUUAAACGUUCUAGUCAUUGAAUUUGCACAUUUGUUUUAAUUAUAAAUAAGAGUACCUAUUUACU
Messenger RNA from Cydia splendana, 1952 nucleotides. It is a transcript of the gene Dh31, whose product is annotated as diuretic hormone class 2. Bases 37 to 396 code for a protein of 119 amino acids. NCBI's taxonomy places the organism in Eukaryota, Metazoa, Arthropoda, Insecta, Lepidoptera, Tortricidae. The transcript has 6 exons. Gene Ontology annotation, molecular function: G protein-coupled receptor binding; diuretic hormone activity. The record is from RefSeq and is a predicted model, not a curated record. Gene Ontology annotation, biological process: body fluid secretion.